ACAUAAUUCAAAUAAUAAUAUUAAAAAUGAAUUUACCAUUUUUCGCGAAAAAAAUAAUCCUUCCAUAGCGAUUAAUUUGAUUUGCAUGCGAGAUGAAGUCAAAUUGAGAUCCUAUUUUUUCUCCCACCAAAUCUCUUCCGUACGCUCGUUGUUCUCGUUUCCGUUUUAUUCCUCGUUAACAUUUUCUUCACCGAUCGCUCGCACUCAAACCGCGGAAUUCAAAUGGAUCAUCAGAGCACCGCCGCCGCCGCCGCGACCUCCUCCCCCGCGGCCUCGCCGACGGAGCCAGCCUCCAAAGCCCGAGCCGCCAUUCUCGCCCUCUCCUCCAUCGUCACCACCGUCCCCCCGUUCCUAUCCUCCUCCGAGAGCCCCGCCCUCGCCCUCCUCCACGACCCCGACGUGGCGUCCCAGGUCUCCUCCCUCCUCCGCCGCCCCGACUCCGGCUCCGGCGACGACAACCUCUGCCGCUGGCUCUACGACACCUUCCACUCCGGCGACCCCGACCUCCAGCUCGUCGUCCUCCGCCACGUCCCCACCGUCGCCGGCGUCUACCUCUCGCGCGCCUCCCAGCGCAAGCCCCACGCCGGCUUCGAGUGCGUGCUCCUCGCCCUGUACGCGCACGUGACCACCGCCCGCGGUGGCCAGUCGGUGACCGUCACGAUCCCGGACGUCUCCCACCCGAGCGUGUACCACGAGACGCGCGACAGCUCCGCCAAGAGCAUCGCGACGGACCUGAACCUCGCCGUCGUGUCCCCGAGCCUCGAGCCGCACGGCACCGUCCGGUCGUCCCGGCGCUCGCGGAUCGUCGGCAUCGCGCUUGAGCUCUACCACAGCCGGAUCGCGCAGAUGCCGGUCGGCUCGAAGAUCGAUUUCUGCGAGUUCUGCGUCGUCUGGUCCGGCCUGACCGGAGAUCCGUGCGAGGACGACGCCGAAGAGAUCGGCGACGCGAACCGGUCGCGGAUCGAAGGCCAAGGGACCGGAUCGGGGCGGAUCACGAUGCCGUGGGAGCUCCUGCAACCGGCGCUGAGGAUACUGGGGCACUGCAUGCUGGGGCCGGCGCCGGCGAAGGAGAAGGAGCGGCUCGAGGCGGCGGCGGCGGCGGCUUGCCGGAGCCUGUACGCGAGGUCGCUGCACGACAUCGAUCCGAUGGCGAUACUGGCGACGGGGAGUCUCCUGAGGUUGAGGAAGAUCGGGUUGGAUUCGGGGCAGGAGGUGGUGGAUCACACGGAAAUUCCCCAUCAAAACGUCAUCGUUCUUUCCUCUUCGUUUGGUAAUUUGUGCUCGUUGGGGAAUGACAAGAAGUAAAUAAAAAAAAAAUCAAUUCUUAGAGCAAAAAAAACAAAAAAAAAAAAAAUCCACCUUUCAUUUGAUUC
Syzygium oleosum is the source of this 1373-nucleotide messenger RNA. RefSeq lists its product as uncharacterized. The record is from RefSeq and is a predicted model, not a curated record. The transcript has a single exon. Bases 223 to 1305 code for a protein of 360 amino acids. Lineage: Eukaryota; Viridiplantae; Streptophyta; Magnoliopsida; Myrtales; Myrtaceae. Gene Ontology annotation, cellular component: plasma membrane. Gene Ontology annotation, biological process: protein localization to plasma membrane; phosphatidylinositol phosphate biosynthetic process.